Messenger RNA from Pristis pectinata (smalltooth sawfish), 2581 nucleotides. Its product is annotated as kelch-like protein 25. Gene Ontology annotation, molecular function: protein binding. NCBI's taxonomy places the organism in Eukaryota, Metazoa, Chordata, Chondrichthyes, Rhinopristiformes, Pristidae. The coding region runs from base 157 to 1971 and encodes 604 amino acids. The record is from RefSeq and is a predicted model, not a curated record. The transcript has 4 exons.
CCGCCCUCCUGGCAGUUUCAGAGGACCCCGGAUUGUAUCCAGUGUCUGUUGCAAAGAUUCAUUUGAUGGGAAUCCUGCUUUAGGUCUCAGCGCUGGCGGGACAUGUCCAUCUCACCAAACCCGGGAUCCUGAGCGCCCAAUGCGUGAGGUCCGACCAUGUCGGUGAGCGAGCAUGAGAACCGCAAGUCCCGCAGCCAGGGCCCGGCCAACACGUCGCUGUUCCACAAAGCCUCGCACCCGGACAGCGUCCUCGCCCAGCUGGACAGCCUGCGCCGGCGGCGCCUCUUCACCGACGUGACCCUGCGGGCGGGCAGCCGCUCCUUCCUCUGCCACCGGGCCGUGCUGGCCGCCUGCAGCCGCUACUUCGAGGCCAUGUUCAGCAGCGGGCUGCGGGAGAGCCGGGCGGGCGAGGUGGACCUGGGCGACGCCGUGCACCCCGAGGUGCUGGAGCUGCUGCUCGACUACGCCUACACGUCGCGGCUGGCCGUCAGCCGGGACAACGCCGAGUCGCUGCUGCAGGCCGGCGACAUGCUGCAGUUCCACGACGUGCGGGAGGCCGCCGCCGAGUUCCUGGAGGGGAGCCUGGGCGCCGCCAACUGCCUGCGGCUGCUGCUGCUGGCCGACGCCCACCAGUGCCGGCGCCUCCACCGCCAGGCCUGGCGCAUGUGCCUGGCCCACUUCGAGGAGGCGGCCGAGGCGGGCGACGACGACGACGACUUCUGCCGCCUGCCCGAGGCCCAGCUGGCCGAGCUGCUGGCCUCCGACGAGCUGGAGGUGGACGACGAGCGGGUGGUGCACCGGGCCCUCAUGAGGUGGGUUCGACACGACGCCGACGCCCGCCGCCCGGCCCUGCCCCGCCUGCUGCGUCACGUCCGCCUGGGGCUGCUGCCUUCCGGUUACCUGGAGCGGGCGGUGGCACGUGACCGGCUGGUGGCGGCCGACGCGCCGAGCAUGCGCCUGGUCGACCAAGCCCGGCGCUGCCAGCGGCGGCGGCUGCUGCCGUUGCCUAGCGACCAGCAGGCGGCGGCGGCCGCCAACGACGACCCCUGCGCCCGCCCUCGCCGGGCCGGACACACGCUGUUGAUCCUAGGCGGCCGCACCUUCAUGUGCGACAAGAUCUACCAGCUGGACCAGCGAGCCCGCCGCAUCGUGCCCAGAGCCGAGCUGCCCAGCCCGCGCAAAGAGUUCAGCGCCUGCGCGGUGGGGGCCAAGGUCUACGUCAGCGGGGGGCGGGGCUCCGAGAACGGAGUCUCGCGAGACGUCUGGGUCUACGACACGGCGGCCGGCGAGUGGAGCAAGGCGGCGCCCAUGUUGGUGGCGCGCUUCGGCCACGGCUCGGCCGAGCUGCUGGGCUCGCUGUACGCGGUGGGCGGUCACACGGCGGUGGCGGGCGUCUUCCCGGCCUCUCCGUCCGUGUCGCUCAAGCAGGUGGAGCGCUACGAGCCGGCCGCCAACGCCUGGGCCAUGGCGGCGCCGCUGCGCGAUGGCGUCAGCAACGCGGCGGUGGUGAGCGCGCGGCUGCGUCUUUACGUCAUCGGGGGGGCGGGGCCGAGGCGGGAGGGCGCGCCCACCGUGCAGCGCUACGACCCGGCCGACGACCGGUGGGCGGUGGCGGCCGCCUGCCCGCAGCCCUGGCGCUACACGGCCGCCGCCGUGCUCGGCAGCCAGAUCUUCAUCAUGGGCGGCGACACCGAGUUCACGGCCGCCUCCGCCUACCGCUUCGACUGCGACAGCAACCAGUGGACGCGGGUGGGCGACAUGACGGCCAAGCGCAUGAGCUGCCACGCCGUGGCCUCGGGCAACAAGCUGUACGUGGUGGGCGGCUACUUCGGCACGCAGCGCUGCAAGAGCCUGGACUGCUACGACCCGGCGUCGGACACCUGGAGCAGCAUCACCACCGUGCCCUACUCGCUGAUCCCCACCGCCUUCGUCAGCACCUGGAAGCACCGCGACCUGCUGGACACGGAUUAGGAGGAGAGGGCGGGAGGUUCGACUAGACACCUCACAGCUGCUUUGAAUGGGCCAAGCUAUCAUGAAUCUUCACAUCAAGCUGUUGGCAGCUAUCCUUCCGAAGAUCUUGGACAAAGGCUUCCCUUGGCCCAUGAGACCCACAGAGCCGAAGGCUGCCAAAUCUGUGUCAGGCUGGCUAAUUAGUAUUGCUCUCAUUGUAACUGGGAGUUUGACAGAUAUGACAUUUUGAAGCGUAUGGGAAAAGAUGAUGAAGAGGAGAGAGUUGGGUAAAGGAUGACGUUUGGAGUGAAACCUUGGAACGCCACAGCACUGGCAAGUGGAGUUUGUGUAAGGUUGCUCUAAGAUUUCAGUGAAACUAGUUACAGAGAAAGCAGCACAGUUUCUUCAUGAAACGACUGUUCAUUUGCACUGAGCCACUUUCAAAGGGGCUACUAAAAUUUUAGAAUUUUUUUUUAAAUUAGGAAAAGGACAAUAGAUCUCCAACAGAGAGCAUGGGAAGUUACUUUGAAUAUUUCAGGAAGUGUGCACAAUUUUUAUGAAAUAUUGUUAGUUAAUAUGUUGAAAAUAGAUUAACUGUUGAACUUUUAAAUAAAAAUGUUUUGGAUUUCCA